UAGACAGGAAAGAGGUAGUGAAUGAAUGUCCUGCGUUGCUUUAAGGAAAGCGUUAAGUAUUUGAAUAAUACAGUUUGAAAACAUCUACAUACAAUAUUUCACAUUUUAUCUUGACAUCAACACAUUACAUCUACAUGGAGCAUCGACAGGAAACGUACGGAAAAUAUAAAGAGAAAAGUUAUAUUACAGAAAACAUGUAUAGAAAACAUAUAGAAAGCAUAUUGUAAGCACCUAAAGAAAUCGCCUGUUGUGAAUUUUUACAGAAAACAACCCAAGUAAACUUUUAUAUUAAACGUUUAUUGUUAUAAACAUCUAUAGUAAACUUUGAGAGAAAAUAUUUGAGCGUGAUUUGAGGGAGGUUUGGAUGCUAUACUUAGCAUUUCUAAUGUCAACACAAAGUUUCCCUCGUUAGUUUUUUUCACUGAUUAUCUUUCAAGUGUACAUGACUUUGUUGUUCAUGUAAAUCUCCUCACGGUCCCAGGGAAGGAUAAAAAGUUGCAAAAUGAAGAAGUUACCUUCAAAUAUUAGAACAAUUUUCCCAGCAUUGGCUUCUAAUCUCAAUGAUAUAGACAGUGGAGAAGCAGGCCAUGAAGAUUUACAGUCAUUAAAAUCGAGGAGAAAGCGUAUGUGGCUUAUCGGAGCCCUUAGCUUUAUGGCAAUGGAAGAUCUUUCUGAGAAGGUGAAAGAAACGGAAAAGCGGAACCGGUUUUUGUCCACUGAAACGAGCAUGUUUGAGAAAUAUCUGGAAGACAAGUUGCAUGCAAGUGGUAGUGGUGUUAGCAAUGAAUCAAGUUCUGUUUUUGGUUCACAGACAGUAGCAAAAUCUCAGCCACCAUCACCGGCACCAUUUGCCCCUGGUAUUAUCGGUGUAGCUAGGAAAGUAAGCAAUUUGACUACAGAGCAGAAACUACUAGUUGCUCGGUAUUACAUCAUGGCUUUGAAAGAAGAAUUAAAAUUGUCGAAAAAAACAUCACAGCAUUUUAUCGCUUUGAACCUUGCUUUGCUUGAAAACUACAACGAGACUUUAGCUGAAAUUCCGUUAGAGAGACGAGAACUGGAAAUGGAAUUCGGUAUUUUGGUUAAAGAGAAUGGCAAAAUUCCUUUUCUGCGUAAAUGGCAAAAAUACGUCGCCACGAAGGAUACAAAACGGGAAAGUCUAAUUUGUUUAAUUAAACUACGAAAUAUUAGUCUUGUAAAUAAAAUUAAAAAACAAAUAAUGAUUAAAAAAUAUCGAGACGAAGUUGAUCCUAUUGAAUUCUAUAGCAAAUGGACGGAAAAAAAGACACUUAUUGAAGAAAUUCAUAGUCUUAACAAACAAAAAUCCCGUCUAAGAAGAGCUCUUGUACCCAUUGAAAGAUACACUUACGAGAAAAAGCAAGAACUAGAAAAUGACGUGAAGCAAGGUGAAGAAUUUCGUCAGAGAAUUCUGCGAGAAAACCACAGUUUGGUCUACCUAUUAAACAAACAGCAAAAUGAUGAAGUAGGAGAAAAAUAUGAAAAGGUUAAAAACGAAAGAUUGAAAGCGCUUUAUGAGAACUACCGAGUACCGUCCAUAUUGGAAUAUAUUAUUUUAGUAAAAGACAAUAAAGAGUGGCGAGAACUCAUUGAGAAAUGGAAACAAAAGGCGCAAUGCCAGCAAUUUUGAGGAGACGAGUUAGUCAAUAGCAUCGACGUCUGUAUUUCAUUACUGCUAUGUUUUAUCAGACACCGAAAAGAUUAAUGAUGAUCGCAGCAAAAUUCGAAGCCAGAACGUAAACAGCUGUAAGAAACGAACACGGCAUUUUUGUCCUACGAUCAAACAAUUAGAAGUUCAUUGCUCCGACCCCGCUGAAAUAAUCCUUUCUGUUAAAGGCAAAUAAAUUUUUUUUUUCUAAAGAAACGGGAAAUUUGAUGGGAGGUGGAUAGUCCGGGUUCAGUCCCCACUGCGUGACACCUUGGGCAAGUGUCUUCCACUAUAGCCCGUCGUAUAUAUGUAUAUAUAGAUAUGUAUGCGUGUUUGUGUGUCUGUGUCUGUGUUUGUCCCCCCCAACUUCGCUUGACAACCAAUUCUGGUGUGUUUACGUCCCUGUAACUUAGCGGUUCGGCAAAAAGGAGCCGAUAGAAUAAGUACUAGGCUUACAAAGAAUAAGUCCUGGGGACCGUUUUUCUCGACUAAAGGCAGUGCUCCAGCAUGACCGCAUUCAAAUGACUGAAACAAGUAAAAGAGUAAAGAGUAAGAGAAUUAAAUAUGACAACAUUAAUGUAUUUUAGCUGUCUUAAUCCUCCAUGCAUUAAACAUGUUAAUCGUAACUUAUUUCUUUUUUUUUUGUUCGUAAUACUUUCGUAUAUUAAACGUGUGUUCGAUACAACAUCGUUCGCCACUAGGCCUUCUUCACAGUCCCACACAGGUCGGAUUACGGAAGAUUUCUUAUAGAAUUUAUUUCGUUUUUGUGUUUGAUUUGCGAAAUUCUUAAUGUGAACUCUUGUAUCGAAGCAGAUUUUGUUCUACCUCGGGAGGGUAUUAGUGCCAAUGUAGAGGCGCAAUGGCCCAGUGGUUAGGGCAGCGGACUCGCGGUCAUAGGAUCGCGGUUUCGUUUCCCAGACCGGGUGUUGUGAGUGUUUAUUGAGCAGAAACACCUAAAGCUCCACGAGGCUCCGGCAGGGGAUGGUGGCGAACCCUGCUGUACUCUUCCACCACAACUUUCUCCCACUCUUACUUCUUGUUUCUGUUGUACCUGUAAUUCAAAGGGGUCAGCCUUGUCACACUCUGUGUCACGCUGAAUAUCCCCCGAGAACUACGUUAAGGGUACACGUGUCUGUGGAGUGCUCAGCCACUUGCACGUUAAUUUCACGAGCAGGCUCUUCCGUUGAUCGGAUCAACUGGAACCCUCGACGUCGUAAGCGACAGAGUGCCAACAACAACAAUUAGUGCCAAUAAGAAACACAUUCACUGGCUGCAUUUCACUUCUUUAGUAUUUGUUAGUUGGUUAGCUAUUUAACCGUCUAGCUAAUCGAUUGUUCGAUUAAUCAUUCGUUUAAUCCCUCAGUCACUUACGUUAGUCAAAGUCUUUUCUUUGCCAUUCAUGACCUCUUGAAUGACAUGCCCUCUCUACUUCAGGUAGGCUUCAGGUAUGUCAUUGAAGAAAUCGCGAAUGGCAACGAAAAGACGUUGACAAAAAUAACUGAUUGAUUGUUUAACCGAAUGAUUAGUCAAACAAUCAAUUAGUUAGUAGAUUAAAUAGCUAAUUAACUGACAAAUAAUAAUAAAGAAGUGAAAUAGAACCAGUGCGUAUGUUUAUUAUUGAUAUAAUGACCCUCCCAAGAUACAACAAAAUUAAAGAAUUAUAUGAAAAAAUUUCGUCUGCAUAAGGUUAUACUUUCCAUCGUUCGAUUUAGUAACUUAUUGUGUUCUACAUUCAUUUUUUUUUCUUUUUUGUUACCUGUAUACACACACACACACACACACACACACACACACACACACACACACACACACACAUAUAUAUAGAGAGAUAGAUAGAUAGAUAGAUAGAUAGAUAGAUAGAUAGAUAGAUAGAUAGAUAGAUUGGCUUCCAGUGUAGUUUAAGAUCAGUGUCUCUAGACCUUUCACUCCAACAUGUUUCGCUGAUAAUGGAAAUUAACAGCAUAGUUGCCAAACGCGAGAAAUGAAAUUUAGAAAAGUCCCGCUAGGAUUUCUGUAACCGAUAUAUCCCUCUACUCACUGGAAAUACAGGUGUUAACCUCCUUUUCUACUACGAUAAGGAAUAUUCUCUUUACUGGGUAUUUAAGAAAAUUAAGUUUAACAUAGUAGCUAUGGUCAUAAAAACUAUGACACUGUUCGGAGUCAAUGAAUAAAUCUUAAACGAUAUUUACGAGUGUUACGUAAUCUCUGGCGAUUUGAUAAUAUAGUUUGCUCAUAAGAUUUUCUUUAUACAACGGAUACUAUAAUUAUUGUUAAUGAAAUACGUGUAAGAUGACUAAAUAAAUAUGAACUGAAUCUCCUGA
Octopus bimaculoides (California two-spot octopus) is the source of this 3984-nucleotide messenger RNA. Its product is annotated as cilia- and flagella-associated protein 263. Lineage: Eukaryota; Metazoa; Mollusca; Cephalopoda; Octopoda; Octopodidae. The record is from RefSeq and is a predicted model, not a curated record.